GUGUGCGUCGGGCUGCUGAGCAUCACGGACCGGGCCCUCUAUCCUUCUGCGCCCUGGAUCGCCGGCCGAAGAAGGGACGGUGAGAUCAGGAAAUUCUGCGUAGGCGCCGGAGGUCUGGGUCCGGUCGGAACCCGGUCCAUUUCAGAGAACAACCGAAAAUCUGUAGUAGUUGGAGGAGGGUAAAUCGGAACUACAAAUCCCACAAUGCCGAGCGUCCCGAGUGACUCGCCGGCGCGCUGAAUCCGGAUGUUUUAAAUCUAGGUGCUCGUUUGACUACUCUGAGUAGUAGAGCAAAAUUGCUUGUUUGCCUUACGCCACGAUUUGUUUGCCCAUUUUCUGCUUGAUUCUGGAGAGUCUCCCAAGAUUUUCAUCAGUUAAUUGUUUUUUUUUUCAUUUAAGAUGACUGAAUCUGAAGCCAAAGUGGGAACUUUUAAUGAACUUGCCUUCACCUCAAGCUACCCCCUAUAAUACCAGAUUUUGCAGAAUGAUCGGGUGCCCAUUCUCCCCUAACGUGACCACUGUUUGCCCGAGGUUUGGCGCAGAAGGUCUAAGGUGAAGCAGAAAAUGCCUUUAAUUAUUUAAAAGGUCUUACGGUAGCUCGGGCUAGCCUAAAACUCGUGGUUCCUUGCUCCAGUCUCUGAACUCUGAAAUUACAGGGCUCUCAUUCAGUUUCUGGGUUCGAUUGGAACUAGCAAGCAAUGAACUUAGAUUCCACUGUUUCGGACUACUGGAGGAACCAAUGCAAUCACUCAGUUUUAUGGAGAGGAGAUGGCCAGGUGUGUAAAGUGAACAAUGGCCAGUAAUCACAAAUCUUCAGCCCCUCGCCCUAUUUCUCGGGGUGGAAUAGGACUAACAGGAAGGCCUCCUUCUGGAAUAAGACCUCCAUCUGGCAAUGUUCGAGUGGCAACUGCAAUGCCACCAACAACAGCAAGACCAGGUUCUCGUGGUGGUCCCUUAGGGACUGGUGGAGUUUUGUCAUCUCAAAUCAAAGUUGCUGAUCGUCCUGUGACCCAACAAGGUUUGAGUGGAAUGAAGACUGGCAUGAAAGGUCCCCAGAGGCAAAUUUUAGACAAAUCUUACUAUCUUGGACUUCUUAGGAGCAAAAUAAGUGAACUUACAACUGAAAUUAAUAAGCUUCAGAAAGAAAUAGAAAUGUACAACCAAGAAAAUUCAGUGUAUUUGUCAUAUGAAAAGAGGGCAGAGACAUUAGCUGUUGAAAUUAAAGACUUUCAAGGACAACUAGCAGACUACAACAUGUUGGUAGAUAAACUUAAUACCAAUACUGAAAUGGAAGAAGUAAUGAGUGAUUACAACAUGCUUAAAGCUCAAAAUGACAGAGAAACACAAAGUAUGGAUGUCAUAUUUACUGAAAGACAAGCGAAGGAAAAACAAAUCAGAAGUGUAGAAGAAGAAGUUGAACAAGAAAAGCAAGCAGCAGAUGGCAUUAUCAAAAAUAUGUCUCCUGAAAAACAAGUCAAGUACAUAGAAAUGAAAACCACAAAUGAGAAACUGUUGCAGGAAUUAGAUACACUUCAGCAACAGCUAGAUUCUCUGAACAUGAAAAAGGAGAGCCUAGAAACUGAAAUAGCACACUCCCAAGUAAAACAAGAGGCUGUAUUGCUGUAUGAAAAACUUUAUGAGUUAGAGUCCCAUCGAGAUCAAAUGAUUGCAGAAGACAAAAGCAUGGGAUCGCCAAUGGAGGAAAGGGAGAGAUUGCUUAAGCAGGUUAAAGAAGAUAAUCAGGAAAUAGCCAGCAUGGAGAGACAGUUAACAGAUAUAAAAGAAAAAAUAAACCAAUUUAGUGAAGAAAUUAGACAACUUGACAUGGAUUUAGAGGAGCACCAAGGUGAAAUGAAUCAAAAAUACAAGGAGCUUAAAAAAAGGGAGGAAAAUAUGGAUGCUUUUAUAGAGACUUUUGAGGAAACGAAGAAUCAGGAACUAGAGCGGAAGGCACAGAUAGAAGCCAGCAUCAUCACACUGUUAGAGCAUUGCAGUCGGAAUAUAAAUCGUAUGAAGCAGAUAUCCUCCAUCACCAACCAAGAGCUGAAGAUGAUGCAGGAUGACCUCAGCUUUAAAUCAACUGAGAUGCAGAAGUCACAGACAACAGCUAGGAAUUUGACCUCAGACAGUCAGCGUCUGCAGCUGGAUCUACAGAAAAUGGAACUUCUGGAAAGUAAGAUGACAGAAGAGCAACAGUCUCUGAAAAACAAAAUUAAGCAAAUGACUGCUGACCUGGAGACAUACAGUGACCUGGCAGCUUUAAAAUCAUCAGCUGAAGAAAAGAAGAAGAAAUUGCAUCAAGAAAGAACAGUAUUGUCAACUCACAGAAAUGCCUUUAAGAAAAUAAUGGAGAAGCUGACCUCAGAUUAUGAUACCCUUAAAAGGCAACUUCAAGACAAUGAGACACAUGCUCAGCUUACAAAUUUGGAGAGGAAGUGGCAGCACCUGGAGCAAAAUAACUUCGUAAUGAAAGAGUUCAUAGCAACCAAGAGUCAAGAGAGUGAUUACCAGCCGGUGAUUAAAAAUGUGAUGAAGCAGAUUGCAGAGUAUAAUAAAACCAUCAUGGAUGCUCUACAUAAUGCCAGCAGAAGCUGAAACUGAGCCGACUGAGUCUACAAGCAUCCUCAAGGAUGCUAAAAGUAAACUAGCUUCCCCUUGAAGAGUUAGACCCCAGCUUCUUGAAUGCCCUGGCUUUGUGAUCUCCCCGAAGGAGAGAUAGCUUGUAUAGUUAAAUAAGUCAAUAAAAUGUUUGCAUA
Messenger RNA from Mus musculus (house mouse), 2756 nucleotides. RefSeq names its product intraflagellar transport 74 (gene Ift74). Lineage: Eukaryota; Metazoa; Chordata; Mammalia; Rodentia; Muridae. The record is from RefSeq and is a predicted model, not a curated record. The transcript is spliced from 21 exons. Gene Ontology annotation, molecular function: beta-tubulin binding. Gene Ontology annotation, cellular component: ciliary basal body; cytoplasmic vesicle; intraciliary transport particle B. Gene Ontology annotation, biological process: cilium assembly; intraciliary transport involved in cilium assembly; intraciliary transport. The coding region runs from base 793 to 2595 and encodes 600 amino acids.